CAGUGCGGGCUCGGGCCGGAUGCAGUGUAGGUCUCCGAACUACUGGUCCGCGCUAGACAGGGGUCUCCCGCUUCUGCGUUCAUGGCGUUCCCUAGCAAGGCGGUGAUCGUUCCCGGGAACGGAGGCGGGGAUGUGGCCACUCACGGCUGGUACGGCUGGGUGAGAAAGGGGCUGGAGCAGAUUCCUGGUUUCCAGUGUUUGGCCAAAAAUAUGCCUGACCCAAUUACGGCUCGAGAGAGCAUCUGGCUGCCCUUCAUGGAGACAGAGCUGCUUUGUGAUGAGAAGACCGUCAUCAUCGGCCACAGUUCCGGGGCCAUUGCUGCCAUGAGGUACGCAGAGACACAUAAGGUGUAUGCUCUUGUAUUGGUGUCUGCAUACACAUCAGACUUGGGAGAUGAAAACGAGCGUGCAAGUGGGUACUUCAGCCGCCCCUGGCAGUGGGAGAAGAUCAAGGCCAACUGCCCUCACAUUGUACAGUUUGGCUCCACUGACGACCCCUUCCUUCCCUGGAAGGAACAGCAAGAAGUGGCAGAUAGGUUGGAUGCCAAAUUGUACAAAUUCACCGAUCGUGGUCACUUUCAGAACACAGAGUUUCACGAACUGAUUAAUGUGGUGAAGUCUAUGCUGAAAGUACCAGAAUAGUCAGGAUGACUCCUGCUCUGUAACAUACCAGGAUGGGUAGAAGAACAGCAGCUGUCAUCACAGUACUAGACAUGAAACGUUCAGCUAAGCUAUUAAAGUGCCUGAAAAACAAAACCCAUUUGAACACUCACACUAAGUUACUAGCAUGUUCAGUUCCUAUAGACCUUAAAUCUUCCUGAAAAGCUACUAACUUUAGCAGUAUUGUUUUUUCCUGUUUGAUAAGGGACACAGAGGUUGUUUACCCAUCCUGCUGAUCCCAAGAGAGGUAAGUCAGAAAUAGAAUCCAAAACCAGACGUGGUGGUGUGUCCCUGUGAUCCCAGCACUUCAGAGAAAGCAGGAGAUUGGAGGGGAAGGCUAGCUUUAGCUUGACCCUGUCUCAGAAAAGAAACAGCAAGACAACCCACGUCUCCAGUCUCAUUCCAAAUUAUAACUCACUAACUUUAGCACAGUACAAUCCAUUCCUGAGACCCCAGUACUUAGAAAGCUUGAGGAAGGGAGCUCUUGAGUUUAGGCCUGCCCUGCCAAAGGCUAAGUAUUUAGCAAAAGCCUGUCUCAAAACCUAGAAGAAACCAAAACUUCAGUGACAUUUUUUUUUUCCUUUUUGAAAUAAAAUUUUCCUAUCUUACUGGGGGAAGUAAACAUGAAUAAAGGUCCAGAAUGUUGUCUUCGAACUCUAAACUCUAGCUGCUGUUUCAGGCUGGAUCAAGAGAAGUCAACUCGGGUCUUCAUCUGACAUCCCUGACACCACCUCAUCCGUAGGUCUGACAGGUUGAGACCAACAGAGAGGGAUGCCGACUGGCAGGAUUAGGUCCUAGUGGGAGUGCUACAAUAUAGAAAUGUGACAAGUGUUCCUGUCUUUUGUUAAACUGAGGCGAUAUAGGUAUGUAUACAGUCCCUACAUGAAUAUGGUAGCCGGCAACAACACUGUAACUAAAGGAUUUGCAAAUGCUACAAGACAAAGACCAGGUCAUCUACUUGUGAGUUUGGUCGCAAACAUUUUUAGGUUCUCUAUGUAAAGUCCAAAAAAAGCAUAAGAUAACCAAAAUGAAUGUAAUGCUAAACGGUGGAAAACAAGGGAGCAAACUGUACUUUAAGUAUCUUCAAAAGUAACUUUCCCACAAUGGAGUGUAAUUCUGAAGAGUUCAACCCCUUACCUCAUUCAAGCAUCAUUCCAAGAUUCUGCUUCUACUCAUCUAAAAGUAAGCCGCCCCUUUUUUAAAAUGUACUUUUUGUAUUACAUAUUUGAUAUAUGAAAUGGUUUAAUUAUGUUUCUACUCAUUUGUAAUAUACUUUGACCAUAUGUUAAGAAAAUAAUAAAAUGUUUCUUUCUCAGUA
Molecule: messenger RNA, 1978 nt
Organism: Meriones unguiculatus (Mongolian gerbil)
Lineage: Eukaryota; Metazoa; Chordata; Mammalia; Rodentia; Muridae
Gene: Rbbp9
Product: RB binding protein 9, serine hydrolase
Exons: 5
Coding region: 82-642 (186 amino acids)
Molecular function (GO): hydrolase activity
Source: RefSeq, a predicted model, not a curated record